AUGGACAUCGUUGCCCUCAGCAAGACCCGCCUCUCUGGACAAGGACAACUGGAGCAGGUGGGUGCUGGCUGUACCUUCUUUUUGAGCGGAUGCCGAUUGGCAGAACAACGCGUCACUCGCGUCGCCCUUGACAUCCGGAAGGACAUCGUGAGACGACCGCCCGGACAUCAGCAACCGACUCAUGACUCUACACCUGACCGUUUGGGGAAACAAAUUCACCAUCAAAUCGGACGAAGCCGAGAAUAAACUCUACGAGAACCUACACGCAUUCCUGUCGACCGUGCCGAAGGCUGAAAAGACAGUUGUCCUUGGUGACUGUACCUUCCGCGUCAGGAGAGACAACGCUCACUGAGAGGUAAUGCUGGAUCUCUGUGGGUUCGGCGACUACAACGACAAUGACCUCCUCCUUCUGCGUACCUGCGCAAAACGCUGUCUCCUCCUGACCGGCACCUGCUUCCGCCUUCCAACGGGCGAGAAGUCAACACGGAUGCGGGAUCGGUAGGACGUCCCGGUGACCAAUGUGAUCUGCGACGUCGGUGGCUGGACGUAUCACCAUCUCGAAAUCUCUAAGAUGAGGCUUCAACUGCAACCCCGCAGGAAUCCAUAAUGUAGGCGGUCACCAGGUAAGUAAGAUACCGUUCUGUGGAAUUUGCCUGUUCACCGUUUUGAUUUCCUCAGUCAACUGACCCGAAGACUGGAGGUUUUUUCUGACUGCAAGCGAUAACGCCACCGUGGGGACACGGCGAUGCACACUGCGGAACGUGUCCACUCCGUCGUUUCUGACGUUCUCGGUCGCGCAUGUCCGGACCGACACCUUCUUUGUCUUCCGAUGUGGGAGAAGUCGAUAUGGGUGCACCCUCGCUCACUUCACAUGCAUCCGCUGAACUACCUCUUACUUUCGACGCGUGACCAACGUGACGUGCUCGUGAUCAGGGCAACGUCUGGUUGCGGCUCAUUCGUGGGGAUCCGGCCACGCAUUCAAAUUUGACGAGUCCGAAAUUCUCGCAAGAGGUGACAACCGCGUGAGCCGGGAGCUGCUUGAGUCAUGGUUUACUGGCCCCCAGUCUAUUAACAAGUACAAUGAUCUUCCCAUUCCAUACUCGGUGCUGAGACUUCGCCUGGGCGGAGUAAUUAACCACGCAGGGAGCGCACAGGUGAACACUUUUCCCAACACCGGGGUCACCGCGUCAGUUGGUUGAGCAAUCAUCACACCAACAUCCAACGCACGUGAGGAAACUGCAGCAAUUAACGACGCGAAUGUCGGCCAUCACACCACGUGCAACGAUCCCUAAUGAAGGGGACGGGGGCCGUGAUUAUUUAGAGGUAUGCGGUAGCAUGGCUACUGCAUCCUAUAAAUACUGCAGCCCUUUAUGCAUGAAACACCCUUAUCUGCUUCUGUCUCUGAUGACGGGUUCGGGCAGGAAUCCGAAACGUCAUGCUAGUAAAGCUCUUGCCCCAGCGAUUUUGUCUCCUUCUUCGCAACAUCUGGUGCCGUCUGCCGGACAGACCACCGCCUUGUCAUCUCCAAGGCAAGUUACCCAAACUGCAAGAAAUUAAGACCAUGGAGGCAAAUACCAAUGUCAACUCCCAGCAGAGGGAGCUACGGGAUGCCAUUCAGGUCAUCCCAAUGGAAGCCCUUGGCCGCGAAUGUCGUCACCACCAGGACUGAGAUUCAAUGGCUUUGGUGAAGAAAUCCAUACUCCUCUCUCAGUGAGACAAACUACUCGACCUACACUACAACCAGAAGCAACGUACAUAAAGUUACCCACGGAUGACGAAAUCCGGUAGUUAGCCAUUCGGAGGCAUGCGAUGAGUGUGGGAGCCGAUAAUCUUGACCAGCAUACAGGCGCAUAGCAACUGCAUGGUAACGGCACACUUCAACAGCUGGCCAGUCAAGCUGUGAUGCACUCGGGAGUUGUCAACUGUGAUAGGCAUGUAGCGACCUAGAAACUGCAUCCUAUAAAUAUUGCAACACCCGAGCAAUCCACUACCCUUAUCUAACUCUGUCUCUGAUGAGUGUGAAUCCGAAACGUCAGACUAAUAAAGCACUUGUUCCAGCGAUCGCGUCUCAUUCUCCGCAAAGUUACACACUUCCGACGGUUAGUAUACCAGAGGUUGAGGGAGAUGCAGAACGACUUGUUGACUCCCGAAACUGAGGGGAUCCGGGGAUAUGCCGACCGUAAUUAAAUGAGAAAUGACUUCGUUGCCAUCGGAGCAGUAUACAGUUCACAAUCCAAGGGGUCUGCGCAACUGCUGAUUCUAGAGGAAACAACCAUCCUGACGAGGAAGUCGCUCAUUCUGGAGCGUUAGAUUGCGCACUUCCAGGGUGUCCUAAACCAUCCCUCGACAAUAUUCAGCGAAGGCACCAACUGAUUUUCCCAGGUGGAUAUAAACGAAGUCCACUAUCUUAAACCGUCUCUCUCUGAAACAGUCAGAACUCUGCGACGGUUGUACAGUGGAAAAGCGCCGAGGCAGACGCGACUCCAGCCGAAGUCUACAAGUACGGUGGUCCACAGUUCAAAAUUCGGUCGAUCGCUGGCGGGCUCGCGUGACCUUUGGCCUCGUCGCUACCGUUGUAGUUGCGGCAAAUUAACUAUACCACAGUCUCACAAGUUAGCCAUGAAGCACAAUUAUAGGCUUUUCUUGAUCUUAGAGCCGUAGUUGGAUCAUUAAUGUGAUCAUAACAUAGUUGAUCCAUUAGUCCUUCAAGAAGGUAUUUUAUGUUGAAACGCGAAAAUGCCCCGGCGCGCAGGAUCCCUAAAAACGACCACAACACUGACCAAACCCCUUAUAAAUUUUUCCAGUCCGAGGAACUACGUAAAUUACCCAGCAAUACUUCUGAAAGUAAGUCAGACGUUGUUCGAAAGAGCAGUUGUUUUGGCUUCCAGGUGAAAAGUGACAUCAAAUUCUCACUUAUUCUCCACAAAUUGUGAACGAGGAGUGCGUAUGACAAUACAUAGACUCAGUCUAAAAGUUAAUUGUUUUUGCACACCCGUUGUCUGAAGACGAGCUGGGGAACCAGUCUCGAAAAUUCACAAUAAACUUUUGCUGUUUCCCAAAGAACUUCACCUUUCUAAUAGGAAUUUAUACAUACAUACCUCACGUUUCUUUUCCCCGGAGAAAACAAAGAAAGGAAAGCGGAAGAAGGGGACGAAGAAGAGGAGAAGGAGGAGGAGGAGGAGGAGGAGGAGGAGGAGGAGGAGGAGGAGGAGAUUUUAGGAACCGACUUGUAUUCGGACUGA
This is a messenger RNA of Spirometra erinaceieuropaei, 3242 nucleotides long. The record is from the annotation of a GenBank genome assembly. NCBI's taxonomy places the organism in Eukaryota, Metazoa, Platyhelminthes, Cestoda, Diphyllobothriidea, Diphyllobothriidae.